CAUUUAUGCACAAAUAUUAAAACUACAAGUCAUUAAAAUGUCUAAUCUCAAAGAAGACAUGAUUAACAGACAGCUAGCAAAAGCAAUGCCUUGGUUUGGAAUGGACAUUGGAGGCACACUUACAAAAUUAGUAUAUUUCGAACCUAAAGAUAUCACACCUAGCGAACAAGAUGAGGAAGCAGAAAGUUUGCGCAGCAUCCGACGAUAUCUGACGAAAAAUUCAGCUUAUGGCAAAACGGGCCAUAGGGAUGCUCAUUUACAGAUGGACAAUGUGGAAAUACGCAAAAGGAAAGGAUCGCUUCAUUUCAUACGUUUUCAAACCACAGAUAUGGGUAACUUCUUGUCAUUAGCCAAACAAAAAGGGAUGGCAGAAUUGGUGACAACAGUAUGUGCAACAGGAGGUGGUGCUUUUAAGUUUGAAAAUGAUUUUCGCGAGCAAGUGAACAUGAAAUUGGCGAAAUUUGAUGAACUCGAUACUCUUAUUAAAGGCAUCCUUUUUGCUGAAAUUCAAAACCGAACCGAAUGCUAUUACUAUGAAAAUGCCAGGGAUAUAAUGAAAAGUGAAAAGAAAGCCUUCGAUUUUUCACAGCCAUAUCCAUUCAUUUUAGUCAAUGUUGGGUCUGGCGUUUCUAUACUUGCUGUAUAUGGCCCGGACAACUACAAGCGAGUUUCGGGUACAAGUUUGGGGGGUGGAACGUUUCUUGGCCUUUGUUGUCUAUUAACUGGUUGCAACACAUUCGAAGAGGCAAUUCAACUUGCUACCAAAGGUGAUAAUCGUAAAGUAGACAAAUUGGUUCGGGAUAUUUAUGGUGGUGACUACGACCGUUUCGGAUUAACUGGCGAUCUUGUGGCUUCCAGUUUCGGACAAAUGCACCUGAAAGACAAGCGAACCUCAGUAUCACGAGAAGAUCUUGCAAACGCGACAUUAGUUACAAUUACCAACAACAUAGGUUUGAUUGCCCGUAUGUGUGCGCUGAACGAAAAAAUGGACAAGGUCGUGUUUGUUGGCAAUUUCUUGCGUGUUAAUCCCAUAGCCAUGAAAUUGUUGGCCUAUGCAAUGGAAUUUUGGUCAAAUGGUACACUUAAGGGAUUAUUUUUGGAGCACGAAGGAUACUUUGGUGCUUUAGGAUGUUUACUUCAAUUCAACGGCGAAAUAGCUGCUGCUCUAAAUGAGACGCCUGAUAAAUGCACAGCCCCUCCAAAGUCACCCACAGAUCCACUGCAACCAGUAGACGACGCACCUAGCGGAACCGGUGACACCACCUCGCCAAAAGAGCAACAAAGAUAG
This is a messenger RNA of Musca vetustissima, 1288 nucleotides long. RefSeq names its product pantothenate kinase 3 (gene fbl). Gene Ontology annotation, biological process: coenzyme A biosynthetic process. The transcript has 8 exons. NCBI's taxonomy places the organism in Eukaryota, Metazoa, Arthropoda, Insecta, Diptera, Muscidae. Bases 38 to 1288 code for a protein of 416 amino acids. The record is from RefSeq and is a predicted model, not a curated record. Gene Ontology annotation, cellular component: nucleus; cytosol. Gene Ontology annotation, molecular function: pantothenate kinase activity; ATP binding.